AUGGGUAAAUACAGAAAAAGGUUCAAUGAGAAGGCUCGUGCUGGUAUGCUUGCAAAGCAAGCUGCCUUAAAGAAAGCAAGACAGAAGCAAUUCACUCGUCAUCUAGACGAUGGCACCGAAGAUCCUGAUGAGCCAAAAGACCUAUUGCAUACUGAGAGUAACCCCAAUGCCGAUAUACUUAAGCCUAUGACCGAUGAGGAAAAAGCUGAAAGGAAAAGAAAGCUUGCAGAGGCCUUAUACUCGGAAAAUGAAAAAGAAGCAAAGUUGUCUCGAGCAAAGAGAAAGAGACUAGAUAAGUACAUCGAGCAUCAGUUGAAGAGGGAAGAAAAGAAAGCCCUUCUCGAGAAGUUAUCUGAAACCAAGAUCGACACAUCCCAUUUAGCUCCAUCGAAGCUUCUAGGUAAGGGCAAGCAAACCCGUAAAGAGGAGAUGAUUGAAGCCAUAGACCUUGAGAGACAGGGAAGAGAAGACGAUCACACCAAGGAAGUUUUGUAUGAAACGCAUGAGGCCAAGGACUGGUCUGAACAGCUGGAUGAGGAAGACGAUGUCAAGGAAGAGGAAGACGAGUUUUCAUCCACGGAGUCCAAAUCCUCCUUCGUGGACUUCCGGCCUCAGAAGUAUGGAGGUUCAGGAAUCGGAUUCGGAUUCUCCAACAUCACUAGAAUCGAAAGCGACAAGCCGGCCAAGAAAAAGUAUACAUGGAGACUCAAGGUUGAACAAGAAGAGAAGAAGAGAGCCAAAAUUGAAGAUGACAACGACUUCGUCAGUAGUGAAGACGAGGAAGCCGAGCUGGACGUCAACAGUAAUGAAAAUGUUGACGAACUGGAUGAGGGAUCUGAUGAUUCGGAGGCUCAAGAUUCCGCGGAUGAUGAUGUUGAGAUUAAGGAUGAAUCCGGUGAUGAGAUUGAGGGUGAAGAGGAAGAGGAUGGCUCCGAGAGCUCUGAAGAAGGCAGUGAGGAAGAUGACGAAGAAGAGUCUAGUGAAGAAGAUGAGAGCGAGCUUCCAAGAUUGCUACAAAACAGACCAAAGCAUUCCAAGGUGGCUGCUUCUUUCAAGGAAUGGGCCGAGGAGCAGGUCAGAAAGCUUGAGGGCAGAACUGAGAUGGUUCUUCCAGAACUCAAGAAAGAGACGCUUGACGAAUACGGCAAGGGUCUUCAUGAUGACAAGCCCUUCUCAGAUGACGAAAAUGCUAUUCCGAUCGACAUGAACCUCAAACGAGAGGCCUUCUAUGUCAACGUGAGCCGUCCACUUGAAAUCCAGCAGCUGCGUAUGCAACUCCCAGUGUUUGGAGAAGAGCACAGAAUCAUGGAAGCCGUUCACCAUCACGAUUGCAUAGUUUUGUGUGGUGAGACAGGUUCGGGUAAAACAACACAGGUUCCUCAAUUCCUUUACGAGGCUGGCUUUGGAAAUGUCGAAUCAGACCUCUACCCUGGUAUGAUUGGUGUGACUCAGCCAAGAAGAGUUGCAGCUGUAUCUAUGGCGAAUCGUGUUGGAUCGGAGUUGGGAGAAACUCAUGGAAAGAGAGUGGGCUACCAAAUCAGAUUUGACACAACUAUCAAAAACGAGGGUAAGCCUGACGGCACAGCUCUCAAAUUUAUGACUGAUGGUGUUCUUUUGAGAGAGAUGAUGCAAGACUUUCUCCUCACCAAAUACUCUGCAUUGGUGAUUGACGAAGCUCACGAGAGAAACAUUAACACGGAUAUAUUGAUCGGCAUGUUGAGUCGUAUCGUCAAGCUCCGAAGGUCACGCAAUAAGCCUCUCAAGCUUAUUAUCAUGUCUGCUACAUUGAGAGUUUCGGAUUUCUCUGAGAACAAGCAGCUCUUCUCUAGCUCGCCUCCCAUCAUUCAGGUUGAUGCUCGUCAGUACCCCGUCUCAGUUCAUUUCAACAAGAAAACUCAAUUCGACUAUUUGGAUGAAGCGUUCAGAAAGACCUGCAAGAUUCACAAAAGACUUCCACCAGGUGGCAUAUUGAUAUUCUUGACCGGUCAAAACGAAAUCAACGGUCUUGUCAAGAAGUUGAGAAGUGAGUUUCCCUUCAAAAAGGGUAAGAAACUCUAUCCUGACGAUAACGGGGUCAGCUAUAAGGCUAGCAACAAUGUGGUACAGGAAGCGGAAGAUGUUGAUCUCGACAUUGCUUUGAGAGGCAAGAAAGAAUUCGAUGGAUCAGAAUCGGACUCUGCAGAGGACAGUGACGAGGAGGAAGGUUUUGACGAGAAACCCGAACCAGGCCAGGCUGAGACGGACCCUCUUUAUGUUCUCCCUCUUUACUCUACGCUUCCUACCGCACAGCAGAUGAAAGUUUUCCAGGACCCACCAGAGGGAAGUCGAAUGUGUAUUGUGGCAACUAACGUGGCUGAAACUUCCCUUACUAUUCCAGGCAUUCGUUAUGUUGUUGACUGUGGACGUGCCAAGGAGAGAAAGUAUGACGAGGAAAACGGUGUUCAAUCGUUUGAAGUCGACUGGGUUUCCAAGGCAUCCGCCGACCAGAGAGCUGGUAGAGCAGGAAGAACAGGACCUGGGCAUUGUUACAGACUAUUCUCCUCUGCUAUCUACGAGGAAUACUUCCCACAGUUCAGCAAGCCUGAAAUUCUCAGAAUGCCAGUGGAGAGUACAGUGCUUACAAUGAAGAGUAUGGGAAUCGAUCAGAUUGUCAACUUUCCGUUCCCAACGCCACCUGAUAGAGUCGCAUUGAAACAGGCCGAAAAGCUUCUUGUGAUAUUAGGAGCAUUGGACAAGCAGAACAAGACUAUCACCGAACUCGGCAAGACCAUGUCUUUCUUCCCACUUAGUCCACGGUUUGCAAAGAUCCUCAUCAUUAGCAACCAAUUGGAGUGCUUACCUUAUGUUAUUGCAAUUGUGUCCGCUUUAUCUGUUGGUGAUCCUUUCCUCGAAGAGCACGAGUUGGGAUUAGCUAAGGAGGAAAAGCAAGAAUCUGACGAUGAAAUAGAGACACAAGGAGAUAUUGAAAAGAAAAGGAAAUUGAGGGGCAAGUUCCACAAGUCAAGAGCAGUUUUCUCAAAGCUUGAUUCUUUUUCAGAUGCCUUGAAGCUAUUGAGUGCCGUCUGUGCUUUUGAUCAUGUACCAUCGGCAAAGAGGUCGAACUUCCUCAGAGACCAAUUCCUCAAACCUAAGGUCAUGGAGGAGAUCACAAAGCUCAGAAAACAAGUUACUACAAUUGUGGCUAAUAAUACUUCGGCUGAUACCAUAGCAGAGAAACUCGACAAGCCCACUCAGAAGCUAGGCGUUCCUUCUAAAGAGCAGAUCGCUGCAAUCAAGCAGUUUAUAGCAUCUGGAUUUGUUGAUCAAGUGGCCAUUAGAAGUGAUGCCAUUGAUGCUGAAAUCAAGUUAUCCAAGAAAGCUGCAGUUACUGCUGUUCCUUAUACUACCAUGGGACACAAAUUCGGACCAGAGGUUGACCCAUACGUUUACAUCCACCCCGUGUCCGUCAUUGCAUCGUCUGGAAAGACACCUCCACAGUAUGUGAUCUACCAACUGCUCAAUAUGAGUAGCAAUACUACUGAAGGCAAGGUUACGAAGUUAAAGUUGAAGGCAUUGGUUGACAUUUCAGGCAAGCAAUUGGCCAAUGUUGCGAAGGCUUCCUCGCUCAUCACCUAUUCGAAACCGCUUGGCCAUCCAUACGGUCCUAAGAACAUAACUGCCAGUAAGCGUGAAUGUUACGUGGUUCCUAGGUAUGGUGCUGCCAUUGGUGAUGGUGGUAUUGGGUGGGAUUUGCCGGUUAUCAAAGUCACUCAAACUAAGAAGCAUGAGAUGGCUGGACGGCAGAGGGAUGAGCGGCCCAAAAAAGCCAAUCAAGAUUUCGAAGAUGACUCUCUAUUAAUCCCAGAAAACGUCAUAGACCAAGCAUCCCAGAGACUAUUUCUUGUCUCCAUCUUCGUGCUCAUCCAAUGCUGGAAAAUCUACGACAUACUAUUAAUCAAGGCGGACUCAUUCUCCGCCCAUAUGGCAUUGGAUAGUGGAAGUACAGCACAUGAACUGUUCACGUCCCUCAAUAACUUCACCUUUGUGUUGAAGUAUGCAAUAAUAGAUGGGUUCUUCCUAUGGAUGCUACCGGUGCUCAAUGUGCCAUUGCUAAGGUUUCUGCCCUUGGUGACACUACUACUGACCAUUGUGGCCACUGCAUUCACUUUUAUGUUGGCCAGUGAUUCAGCAAUUCCCGUUCUUUCGGGGGCAUUUGUACCAUUGUGGAAUCUUGUCUUCCGCAACAAAGAGCUCACUAUAGUCGGUGAUUCAGUGAAUCCACAGGCUGUCAGCGACAUGAAUGAACAUUUCAAGGGUAGUUAUACCAUUCGCUUCCUCCCUGAACUGUCGGUGCGUCUCAAUCCAUUCCAUUACGAUCAGCUAUGCUUGGAGGCCUCAUCCAAUGCCUAUUCCACAUUCCCUGCUUCCAUUGAUCUUCCAAUUGAAUUCAACACCACAACUGAUAUUGGAUUCAUGCAGAUUCAGCAUACGUCUCCCUCAAAAGAGGUUACGUAUCUUGAAUAUUCGGCUAGAGAUGUCAACAAACUACUACGCAGAGAUUACUCUCACCUCUCCAGCUAUCCAGGCUACAUUUCCAAGGAUGAGCGAGUAUUCUACUUGGAAAUCAAUAUCAAGAAACCUGGAACCUACAAGAUAUCUAGAGUUACGGACAAGGAGGGGGCAGUUAUCCGGUCAUACAAAUCCGAGUUCUCAGUUGCACAUUGUCCAACAUCCAAGUUCGUUUAUCCUGGCCUUGAUCUGGCAUACUCUCAGACUAAUUGUAUUGGUGAAAACCCGGGCGAGAUUGAAUGGCCAUUGCCGCUAGUUGAAUCCUACGGAGUGCUUCCAUUACAAAUUCAAAUGGCUGCAGAAAUCAACGGUAGGCACAUAAGCACAUUCAAUGCCACUGUCACUGAGAGUACUACUGACAAAGGGAAGACUAUUACCAAUGCCGUCAAAUUGACAAGAAAUGCCCUUGAGCAAGAAGUCCUCAAGCAUCCCCAAUCAUUCAUCAAAGGUGCACCAGGCUCUGUCAAGUUUCAUCUCUUGGGAGUGACUGACUACUUGGGGAACAGCAGAAAAUACAAUCCAUCAUCAUCAGACAAGGAUGUAUUGUAUUCUCUCAACCUCAACAGAUCUCCCAAAGUUCACUUGAUUGAUCGCUUUCCAACCAAGCCUUUAUUGGUGAAUUCAACGAAGCGCAUAUACUUCGAAGCUGAAAAUGAUGUAUCCUACCCAUUGACGCUUUUGGUACAGCAUCAAUCCCAGAGAGCAGGUGGUACAGUUGUAAACAAGACUCACACGUUUACUGAUGCAGCGGACUUCCGUAAGGGUAUCGAGAUACUGGACUCUGGGUCCUACAGACUCAUAGAUGGAUUCGAUAAAGCUUGUCCGUGUGAUGUGGUUGCAGAGCCACUCGUCGUGACGACUCCAGAUCCUCCUAGAGUACAGAUUGCUGGAAACCCAAUUACGGAUAAGUGUGUUGGUGAUAUUGGUCUUGAAUUUGAUGUCAAGUUCAGCGGAAAGGCACCAUUCAAGUUGAUGUAUCAGGUUUUCAAGAAUGAGACUGGUAGACUCAAGCCAGUCCUCAAUGACAGAGGAUUGGCGACGCAUACCAAAACUACUUCCGAUGAAAAACUCAAAUUCCAGUAUCAGCCGAAGAGGGAAGGAAGUUAUGUCGUGGUUUUCAAGGAAUUGAAAGACGCAUACUAUCAACUGCCGGCAAUCCCUAUCGAUGAAAAGGCCAACACGUUCACCAUCUACUCCAGACAACGCUCGGCACUUUCCUUAUUGUCUGAUUCGGUCUCCAAAGAAAUACAUCUCUGUAAGGGAGAAAGCGCCAAAAUCCCAUUAUCGUUCAGUGGUAAUUCUCCAUUCUCAUUUGGUUAUCAAAUCAUUGACAAGGUUACUAAAAAGGUUGUGAGUCAAGACCAGAUCUCCAGUCUAAGCGCCGAGACUUUCGAGAUUGUGACGCCAAACUUUGAGAAGGGCGGCGAAUUUGAAGUGAAUCUCCUCAACGUCAAAGAUUCGCUAGAUUGCCCCGUUGAAAUUCUAGGCCGAGGCACAGUAACGAUUAAAGCUAGACAACAUAUUCCAGAGGUCCAAAUCACCCGCGAUGAAACAUUCCAGAUCGUGGAGGGUGACUCUGUCCAAAUUCCGUUCAGUUACAGGCAUACAUCGAGUUCUCCCGCUAAGAAGCUUGAGUUGGCUGUUCAAAACCUAUAUGAUGCCAAUGAUAUCAAAAAUAUCUCCAUCAGUGCUAGAGACACUAUAACGGUCAAGGAGGAGGGAAUUUACAGGAUAAACUCUUUCAAGGACGAGAAAUGCCCCGGUCUUGUUAAAAAUACAAAGUCCUCGGUGAAAGUCACAUACUAUCCGAAGCCAAACCUCACAUUUACUACCGACGAAGACAAUCUUCUCAAGCAGCAUUUUGAUGGUGAGAAUUCACUCCAUUUGAAACUGGUUUGUCAGAACGGUAACUUGGCUAUCAAGCCUCAAAUCGAGGGUUCCGGACCUUUUGAAGCCAAGCACAGGAUAAAGUACCCUGACGGUAAAGUCCUCAGUGGUGUUGUUCCAAUGCUGAAGGAGGUUAUCAAUUUACCCACUGAUCAAGAAGGCAAUUAUGAGCACGCAUUCACCGAAGUGUAUGACCGUCUUUACACGGAACGUGUAUUAUCCAAACUUGAUUAUCACCAAACUCCAUCGACAAUUCGCUACUCCGUGCUCCCUAACCCAUCUCUCAAGAUUGGAAAAGACCUGCUGCAUAUCCAGAUCUGCGAGUCCAAGGUUAAGAAUGUGGAUCAGAUUUCUAUUACUCUUCCAGUUGAAUUCAAGGGCACGGCACCUUUUUCUGUCAGUGGCUCCAUCAGACACACUAACACUGACAAGUUCGAGAAGUUUGAGAUAAACGACAUUGUUGACAACUAUGUUGACCUUGGAAAAGUCAAGUUUAACGGUGCAAAAUUGGCAGAUAUUCUCACUAUUGGGGAUCAUCUUGUCAUCUUUGACAGUGUCUCUGAUGGUAAUACCUGCAAGAAUGUCAACAUUCGUUCGCAAAACUCAGUUGCAAUUUCAGUGACGAAGGUACCCGAGAUCAGAAAGGAGAGUCUUAAACCAUAUUACUGUGUUGGUGACCACGUCUUGUAUAAAUUACAGGGAAUCUCGCCGUUUGUGGUUUAUUAUAGUUUCAAUGAUCAGAGCAGAAAAGCCGAGGUGGGUCAUGACUUCCAGAGGUUGGCAGCAAAACCUGGAGAGCUUUCGAUUGUUGCUUUACAGGACGCUUCAGUCAGCCGUUGUUUGGUGAACUACACGAAAAUUCCCGACAAAUAUGAGGAGCUCAAGUUGCAAAUUUAUGCUCUUCCAUCCGUCGAAAUCAGUCACGGUGGUGUUAUUAUUGAAAAGUUGCAUGAAGGAGAUCAAGCUGAAAUAUCCUUCAAGUUCACCGGAGUUCCUCCGUUUGAGGUUACCUAUGUGAGAACUGUUGGUGAUGACGUGGGGGCCCACAAGAGAAGGGGCGGUCCCAAAAAGCCUGGUAAGCGCAGAAAGGUGGUGGAUACCAAGACUAUCAAGGGCAUCUGGGAUUAUGAGCAUACCGAGAUCGUCAGUCUAGAAGGUACCUAUGACGCCAUCCGUGUCAAGGAUGCCUACUGCCAGGCCGUUAGAGAUGUCGAAGAACUUCUCUAG
Molecule: messenger RNA, 7662 nt
Organism: Candidozyma pseudohaemuli
Lineage: Eukaryota; Fungi; Ascomycota; Pichiomycetes; Serinales; Metschnikowiaceae
Product: ATP-dependent RNA helicase
Exons: 2
Coding region: 1-7662 (2553 amino acids)
Biological process (GO): protein import into nucleus; nuclear pore organization
Cellular component (GO): nuclear pore transmembrane ring
Molecular function (GO): ATP binding; structural constituent of nuclear pore; nucleic acid binding
Source: RefSeq, a predicted model, not a curated record